Messenger RNA from Larimichthys crocea (large yellow croaker), 3661 nucleotides. RefSeq names its product Scm polycomb group protein like 4 (gene scml4). NCBI's taxonomy places the organism in Eukaryota, Metazoa, Chordata, Actinopteri, Sciaenidae. The transcript is spliced from 7 exons. The coding region runs from base 994 to 2064 and encodes 356 amino acids. The record is from RefSeq and is a predicted model, not a curated record. Gene Ontology annotation, cellular component: nucleus. Gene Ontology annotation, molecular function: chromatin binding; histone binding. Gene Ontology annotation, biological process: negative regulation of DNA-templated transcription.
UUCCAAUUUUUCUGAUUUGUGUUCACUUCUGAAUUAGCAGAUGUGCAGACGCCAGAAAAAUCUGGAGCUCCAAAAGCCCCCAGCUUCCCUGCAUGGUUCAACCCUAAAUCACACCACACACCAGCUUAUAGCAAUGUCAGUCUUAGCAUAUUAAUUAUUCUGGUUUAUUGUGCUCAUGUGGCGCAUGUUCCUGUGGGAUGUGAGUAGGGGCCCAGCAGGAACACCAGAUUUCCUCCUGUGUGAACAGGUGUGGGAAUUCCCAAUCAGUGAGGUUUGCAAAUGUGGGGUCAGUUUGUCAGGGAGGGUAAAUGCAUGUGUCAUUUAGGUUAAUGGUGUGAUACAUAGCUGGACAUGUGACUACUUAAAUAUCCUAGUCAUGAGGCACAUGAUGAAUGGUAAUAGGAUAAUUUAAAGUAUUCUAAUUAUGUUGGUGCUUUUUUUUUUCUGGUUGGGUUCGACUCAAACACACACUGUGUGUGUAUCAAGGAGUGUUUUUGUGUUAACAGAAGUGGGCUGAACCUCUUCAGUUUGAGUGCUUCCUCUCCCUCUGUCUCCUGAACCAGUGCAGGUAAAUGAGAUGCAGCUUUAAAUCCAGAUAGGAAAAUUAUCCUCAACAACAGCCCCCUAAAAUUAACGUCCCAGUUAUAUAUAUAUAUAUUUUUUAACCCCUACAUGAACUUCCGCCCUUGAGGACGUUACAACUCCUGUCUAAAUCUCCGGACAGCGUCGGUAAAGGUGAAAUUUCUCGCAGACUCCAGCUCACCAGUCCGCGGUACUCGCUCGUUUCCCUGCCGCAACUGCAGGGGUGGAACCCGGACUGACCCACAACCGAGACUUCCCCUGGUGCUUCUGCCGCUUCUGCUGCUCCACGCACCGGCUCAGUGUCUGCACGCAGUCAGCCUUGCUGUGGAGAAAUGGAUUCCCGCCUUUGAAUCAGCCCCAUCGAGAAGAUAGUGUGAUGUAUUUCGCCUCCCCCUGGCGGGCUGCGAGGGCAUGAGACUGCGAGGAGGGCGGGACUUCGACCCUGAUUCCCACCUGGAACUGGCCCCUCCUUCGCCUCCUCCUCCCCCUGCCCCUCCUCCUGUGGCCUGGUUACCCGGUGUCCUCAGCAAGGGUGUACGCCUUCGUCUACGUUUGGAUCGGCGUGACGACCGGGGGAGGGGCUGCUGGCAGCUGGUGGACUUAGAGGCGGAGUCUAAACCAGUUGGGCGGAGACUGAGGAGCCGGGUCGAUGACACCUGUGCACAAAGUCUGAUGAGUACCUUGUCUGCCGGCUCAGAGAUGCAGACUCCAGCUCUCGGCCCCCAGUUCAUGGUGGGGCCCCAGGGUAAGGUACCUGGCAGGAAGAGAGGACGGCCUCCUAUCCGUAAGCUGGAGUUCCAGAGUCACUACGUUGAGCCUAUGUUGCCUCUCAAGGUGCCGAAAAAGAGAGGCAGGAAACCUGGUUUUAAGCUGAAGCCCAGGAUGGUGAUGUCCCCACUAGCUAACUCUCCUCCCAGCAGCACACCAGAACCUGAGAUGGGCUCCCUCCCACAGGAUGCUGCUAUUGUCCCCCACUCUGCCACACCACAGGUCCUAACAGAAACACCAAUGCCUGAUGACUUCUUAUGUGACCCGCCAGUUGAUUCCAAGCGCUACGCUGUAGAUCCCAGCGACUCUGCCUUCAAUGUCAUGACAUCACAGUACCAGCCAAAGCACUCCUAUGGUUACCGUGGCAGCAGUUGUUCUGCUCCAGUGGGCUUAUGCAGACAAGCAUCGAGCCCAGGAAGCUUCCAGGAAGGAAACAGAAAUGCUUACAGUCCAAUGCCAGACACCGGUGAGUGCAAGCGUCCUGCUGGUAAGGACCCGUCCAGCUGGGGUGUUGAGGAAGUUGUUUGGUUCAUCAAAGAUGCUGACCCCCAAGCUCUGGGACCCCAUGCUGAAGCAUUCAGAAAACAUGAAAUAGACGGAGACGCUCUGCUCUUGCUGAAAAGUGAGAUGAUGAUGAAGUAUCUGGGACUGAAGCUUGGACCUGCGCUUAAACUCUGUUACCACAUCGACAGGCUCAAACAGAAUCGGUCGUGAUUUGCUGCAGAGGAGACAAACCCCUGAUCACCUUUCACUAAAACUGUACCGCUGCAGAUUCUCUCAAACUUUCUCAACCAUCAGCAAUACUUCAUGAACGCCUCUGGAGCCAGAUUGCGCACUCGGCGGCUUUUACUGCGACUUCACCUUAUUUUUGUACAUAUUAAGACUAUUUACAGCUGAAGCAGUUCUUUCAUUUCCAUCAUCGUUUUGCUAUCUGAAUGGCUUUAGGUUGUAAAUAGCUUAGCUCCACAUGGCAGCUACUGUAUAUCCAAACAUGACCUGCAUUGACGUCUGCAGUCUGCACACAGCUUACUUAAGUCAUUUGUGCAGAUCUUAAUCAUGGACGCCGCAUCAACACCUCUGAAGACCCACAGAGACAGGGAGCUUAACAGACUUGUAUGGUGCUUUAACUUUUAAACUUUAAGAAGUCUUUAGGUUACGUCUCAAUGCUGCUGCAGUUUUAAAAUUAUUGUUUUGUGAGUUAGUUUUGUUGUUAACUGAUGAUAAUGAUGACCCAGGUAUCACUCCUAGACACGCACUGUAACUAAUAAUUGAUUUCUUCAGGAAGCAUUCAAAUCUAUUUGACCGGUAGCUAGCGUGAGUAACUCUUGAGUCAAUCCAAAUUAAGAAUAAGAUUAAGAGUAUUCUUAAUGAAAGGGAGAAAUAAUGACCCAUGGAUGAGAUUUUUUAAAGGUUUUAUCUGAAUAUUCAAACGUGAAAGCUGCAUAAGAAACUUUGUUGUUGCGAAACAAAAUUAUUUUUUUCAACGUGAACAUUUAUUUUACCACAAACCACAGCACAGCACAGCACAAGAAGCGAUAAGAUGUGACAGCAGUCAGAGCUGCAUAUAAUCACACUGCGAUCACAGGAUGACAGGAAGGAAAGGAGACAUAGGCAGACGCUUUUUCAUCAUGUUCUCAUGAACUGUAUAUCAUGUGCAUUCACUGGUUUUCAAUGACAAUAUUGAAUGGCGGGCCACUUUGCAGCCUACCUUGUGAGGCUUUUGUUUUACUUGGGGGUUGCAUUGUAGCGUGAGAGAAAGUAACUUGUAGCAAACUUGGUGCUCACUUUAACCAUUAAUGCCACUACAAUCACAACACUUAACAAUUUAAUCACUCUCCUCAUACACUUCAUCACUAACUCUUCCAGAUAAAGCUACAGUUUACAUUCUUGUCAUACAAUACCUGUUCAGUCAUUGUAAAUGCAUCAUCAAAUGUUUUGUUCUACCUGACGAUAAAGCAGUAUUUCACCUCUAAACUGUAUAAAGAGACAAACUAAUAAGUAAAAUGUCUUUAGCAUUAAUGAUUUGACUUUUUUUCUCAUAUAAAUUUGAUGAUCAAUCACACGCAGCAUGUGACAAACUUCAGUGCUUGAACACAAUGCUUUGUUUGAAGCUGACUGUACAGUAUUUGUUACUCACUUUGAUAUUUUGUGUUCUAUGUGUUUUGCUUAACUUUGUUCAAGUCAAUGUGCCACAGACUUAUGUGAGUACAGCAUGUAUGUCUAUAUAUGGAUUCUGUAUUUCAUGACUGUCGUGAGCCCCAGUGAACUAUGGGCUGCAUUAAACUUUUACAUUUUGUUUUCCAAUUUCCAA